AUGAUUUCGCAUUAUGCGACGAGCGACGAAUUGAGUGACAAAGCCAGAUUUCCAAAUUUCCUCCGGACCAUUCCCCCGGACAAGUUGCAAGCCAGGGCCAUGGUAGACAUUUUGGAGAAAUUCGGCUGGACUUGCAUUGGCGUUCUGUACACAUCAGAUGCUUACGGCAUACGCGGAUCACAGGAAUUGCUUAAACUUGCGGACGAAAAAGAAAUGUGUGUCGUCUUUUCUAAGUCUGUGACUGGAAGCAAGCCUACACAGUCAGAGAUCGCAGAGUUGCUUUCUAAGAUUGAUGAAUUUGAAAUUGUGCAUGUCAUUAUUAUUUUUGGUGGAGAGGAGAUGUACGAUAUACUUGAAGAACUGGAAUGUCGUAAGCCAGGUUACAGGGUUACGUUGAUCUGCAGUGACGGUAUUCACGGACGGAAACUCUCUGAGGUCUAUCUAGGUAACAUGACGAAGGGAAGUUUGCGUCUGGAGCAGCAUCGCAGUUAUGUACCCGAAUUUCAAGACUACUUUAAAAGUUUGGAAGCUGCAUCACAGGUUAGCCCCUGGUACAAUGAGUUGAAAGACUUUAUAAUGAAAAGUAACGAAUGUGUGAAUUUGACACUGUGUUCCCUCCCUCAAUACGCUAUGAUUGAGAGUACUAUUUAUCACGCAGUGUACGCCUUUGCCUAUGCUCUGGACGAUUUAAUACGACAACGGUGUAGUAGUAGAACCACUGAUUGUUCACACCGCUUACACAAUAUCAGUGGACAAGAUCUUUUGCCGUAUCUGUUCAAUGUGCAGUUUGAAGGCGUAGGAGGACCGUUCGAGUUCGACGCUAACGGAAAUGCGGAGGGGGCGUAUACAAUCAAGGGUCUCUUAGAAGAAAAUAACAAGAUAGAAUGGCAAGAUGUGGGACUAUGGGACUCGCACCGGACGCAGAAACUUUCAAUGGUGGAUGCAGCUAUUCUUUGGCCAGACGGGACGCCGCAGUCCCAUUGCAAGCAGGAAUGUCUCCCCGGUCAAAUUGCGGUUCCUCUUCAAGAGAAAUGCUCUUGGGGUUGCCAAACUUGUUACAAAGAUGCUAUCGUGGUGGAUAAUGCAUGCGAGCAGUGCAAGAGAACCCACUGGCCCAGCACAAAUCGUUCUGCCUGUGAGCCCAUCGUCCCGGCUAGCGUGGCUACAUAUGAAGUCAUCAUCGUCGUUAUCCUAGUUCUCUGCAGUACUGGAAUCGCCCUAGCAGGGCUGAGUUUUGCCGGUCUAUGCUACUAUCGCCAUCACUCCUUGAUCAAGGCUAGCAGUCGUGAGCUCGGUACCGUGUCCAUCGUGGGAACGAUCUCGGCCUGUCUUGUUCCCUUACCGUUACUGCUUCCGCCUUCUGACCACACGUGUGCGGCAGCGGAGGCACUAGUCUCCCUCUGCUUCACCAUGACUUACGCACCCACGUUACUCAAAGUCAACCGUAUCCAUCGAGUGUUUCAAGCCGGUAGAAGGUCGACUAAAUGCCCUCGGCUGGCUCGACCAAAGGAGCAGAUCUUCAUAGCAUCGAUUAUCGUUCUCAUACAGAUAUAG
Patiria miniata (bat star) is the source of this 1554-nucleotide messenger RNA. Its product is annotated as metabotropic glutamate receptor 4-like. The transcript has 2 exons. Gene Ontology annotation, biological process: regulation of synaptic transmission, glutamatergic; G protein-coupled glutamate receptor signaling pathway. The record is from RefSeq and is a predicted model, not a curated record. Gene Ontology annotation, cellular component: membrane. Lineage: Eukaryota; Metazoa; Echinodermata; Asteroidea; Valvatida; Asterinidae. Gene Ontology annotation, molecular function: group II metabotropic glutamate receptor activity. Bases 1 to 1554 code for a protein of 517 amino acids.